CAAUGGCUCUCUCCCACUCUUAAACCCUCGUCCGCCUUCUUCUUCUUCUCUCUCUCUUGUGGCUAAGAGAACCGCCGUGGGGAGCUGAAUUCACAACCGCUGCAGCUCUGAAGAGAUCCAAAGCCAUGUUCAUGGCUUCUACUUUUUCUCAGCUUCUGUUCAUCCCCAGGUGUGAGUCAAGUUGGUCGUUUCACUGCUACCCAUCCCUCUGCUUAAAUCAACAUCUGGAUCUUAGAUUACACAAUAAAUGGGCUGUUACAGCUAUAUCUAAGAGGAAUGUUUCAGAAAGUUUAGCUCAAGAGGGAGUCGAUGACAAGGAGAUUGCAAAGAAGAAGACUCCUAGAACUCCUAGACGCUCCACCAAAAGAACUAGGAAGAAAGCUUCAAUAGAUACACCGGACCCGAAUGAUGAAUUAUUAUCUUCAACCAAUGAGACUGAAGCUGAGGAAAACAUUGUAAAUGCAUCUUCUGAGGAUUCUAAGGCAACCUCGAGAAGGUCUCGAAGCAAAGCUGCAUCUACUUCUACUAGCGUGGAGGAGGAUGACAAGGCUGUGACGAAGGCAAGGCGAGGGAGGAAGCCAAAGAAGAAGGAUAACAGUAUGCAGCUUCAGUUUAGUGAGUCUGAAGUUAGUGAUGCAGGAAAUUCCUCGAUCACUGGGAAUGAUGUUGAUGAGAGUGACGAGGAAUUGGAUUUCAGUACAGAUGAGGGAGAUGAUGUAAGUAUCACAUAUGGUUGGCCUCCUCUUGUUUGUUGCUUUGGAGCAGCACAACAUGCUUUUGUGCCAUCCGGAAGGCCAGCUAACAGACUUCUUGAUUAUGAAAUCCACGACAGAAUGAAAGAUGCAUUCUGGGUCCCAGAAAAGUUUGUUAGAGCACCUGGAGGAUCUGCAGGAAGUGUUGCAAUGGCCCUUUCAAGCUUGGGUGGCAAAGUAGCUUUUAUGGGAAAACUUGGGGAUGAUGAAUAUGGCCAGGCCAUGCUGUACUAUAUGAAUGUGAACAAUGUCCAGACCCGAUCCGUUCGAGUUGACAGUAAGCGGGCAACUGCUAUGUCGCUGAUGAAAAUUGGGAAGAGGGGUCGCUUGAGAAUGACUUGCAUCAAACCUAGUGCAGAGGAUUCUUUGUCGAAGUCAGAGAUCAACAUAGAUGUGUUAAAGGAGGCUAAAAUGUUUUACUUCAGUACCCAUUCGCUCCUUGAUCCAAAUAUGAGGUCAACUACAAUGAAAGCCAUCAAAAUCUCCAGAAAGUUAGGAGGAGUUAUUUUUUAUGACUUGAACCUUCCUUUACCUCUCUGGCAGUCUCGGGACGAAACGAAAAAGUUCAUAGAACAAGUUUGGAGUCUUGCAGAUAUUAUUGAGGUCACAAAGCAAGAGCUUGAGUUCCUUUGUGGGAUCCAGCCAUCAGAGGAAUUUGACACCAGAAACAAUGAUAGUUCAAAAUUUGUCCACUAUGAACCAGAAAUUAUUAAGCCACUUUGGCAUGAGAAUCUCAAGGUCUUGUUUGUAACUAAUGGAACUUCUAAAAUACACUACUACACAGAGGAGCAUGAUGGUGCUGUUCUUGGAAUGGAGGAUGCCCCAGUUACCCCUUUCACUAGUGAUAUGUCAGCAUCGGGAGACGGCAUUGUUGCAGCUCUAAUGAGAAUGUUGUCAGUUCAGCCCCAUCUGAUUACUGAUAAGGGAUACUUAGAGCACUCGAUAAAGUAUGCCAUUGACUGUGGCGUUAUCGACCAAUGGUUACUCGGCCAAACACGUGGCUAUCCUCCUAAAGACGACACAGAAGAAGUGACCCCUGACGAAAAUGGCAUCCGGUCUAUAACAGAAGUGGAAUUCCGCACGGUUGCAUCUGUAAGUUAACUUCAUUAUUGCCAUUGAUGGGUGUAGAUUAUUUGUUGUAUGCCUCAGAAAACAGGGGUUUCUGCUUCCUUGUCAUCAACUGCUGUGAGAAAAUGUCUUCUCUCUUUUGGCUUAAGUCUUAACUAUGAUGUAGUUUUAGGGUAAUAUAAAUUUUGUAUUCUACAAGGGUGUUCGCUAGACCAAUUCUUUUAGCAUGAAAAAAGAUAGUAUUGUUCCCUGUCUUAACAAGAGAGAAACUCUAACCCGAGUCGACUGCACUUUGUGUAAUUUUGAAUAUGUGGCUAAUCAUACUCUCAAUAUGAUAGUUUUACGUCUUAAUGAUAGUGAGAUAAAUUUCAACACUA
Molecule: messenger RNA, 2197 nt
Organism: Momordica charantia (bitter melon)
Lineage: Eukaryota; Viridiplantae; Streptophyta; Magnoliopsida; Cucurbitales; Cucurbitaceae
Gene: FLN2
Product: fructokinase-like protein
Biological process (GO): etioplast organization; chloroplast organization; plastid transcription
Cellular component (GO): chloroplast nucleoid
Source: RefSeq, a predicted model, not a curated record